Diorhabda sublineata is the source of this 1095-nucleotide messenger RNA. RefSeq lists its product as uncharacterized. NCBI's taxonomy places the organism in Eukaryota, Metazoa, Arthropoda, Insecta, Coleoptera, Chrysomelidae. The transcript has 2 exons. The record is from RefSeq and is a predicted model, not a curated record. Bases 169 to 1050 code for a protein of 293 amino acids. Gene Ontology annotation, cellular component: axon; neuronal cell body; dendrite. Gene Ontology annotation, biological process: sensory perception of taste.
AGAUUGAUAACAUUAAGAAAUCUAUUAUAUACAAUAAUUUUAAGCAAUUUAGUGAUUAUUGGAAGUAUAUAUUCAUUGUUGAAUCGAUUACAUGGUACUUGGUUAGGAAAUUAUUCGUUAUCGUUAAUUAUACUAGAAUUCAUAGAAACUUUACUGGAAUUAUUAUUCAUGUUGUUUUGCAUUUUCAACGGAUUCAAAUACAAAGACAUAUGGAUAGAUAUAUUUUUCAGUUUCAAUAAAAUCGACCGAGUGUUUUCUCCAUACAAAUUCAGAAUAAAACGCAGUAAAGUAAAUUAUAUAUUGAAAUUUAUAAUAUUUAAUAUGUUGUAUGCGGCGAUACACGUUACCGAAUUGUUGAUUUGGGAACAUAGAGAAAACCUCAACAACGAAUACGGAUACCUUCUGUACAGAAUCGUGAUGUAUUACCACUUUUUCAACACGUUCACCGCCAUGAGUAUAACAGACGCCCUAAACUCUAGAUACAAAUUUUUACGUUCGUUAAUGACGAAAACGUUCGCGGAAAGUGAAACGACAGUGAUUAUUUGUCAAGAUACAAAAAUUAUUUCUAUAAAAUUCACGAAAAUUAAACAAGUUUUUUGGUUACUGGACGGUAUCGUUCAAAAUUACAAUAACGUUUUCGGUUGGCCGGUGUUUUUCGGCACAAUAAUUAGUGUGAUUGUUUGUCUCGCCGAUUUAAAUAUAAUGACAAAUUUCGCAAAUACCAAGAACUCAUUCGAUAUAUCGGUUGCAGUAAUAAAUGCAUUGUAUUCUAUUAUAUAUUUACUUUCAACUAUAGCAAUAGUCAUUUCAUGUGAUAGAGUAGAAAAAACAGCCAGAAGAAUAGUAUCAGCAUGUUAUCUGAAACCAGGAUUAUUGGAUAGAACGCCAAUAAGAGAUGAUAUUAUAUUUUUUGCAGAGUUUACAGAAAAACUUAUUCCGAGCUUUUCGGCGGCUGGAUUUUUCCAAAUCAAUCAAAAUAUAUUAUCUACACUGUUUUCUGCUAUUAUCACCUACUUAAUUAUAAUAAUUCAAUUCAAUUUAGCUUUGUAAAAGGUGCACCUAUGAUAAACAGGUAAUAAAUAAAUUUAUAGACUA